This is a messenger RNA of Xiphias gladius (swordfish), 2355 nucleotides long. It is a transcript of the gene ccdc14, whose product is annotated as coiled-coil domain containing 14. Gene Ontology annotation, biological process: protein localization to centrosome. Gene Ontology annotation, cellular component: centriolar satellite. The record is from RefSeq and is a predicted model, not a curated record. NCBI's taxonomy places the organism in Eukaryota, Metazoa, Chordata, Actinopteri, Istiophoriformes, Xiphiidae. The coding region runs from base 176 to 2110 and encodes 644 amino acids. The transcript has 12 exons.
UGACAGGAACGUCUUGAUUGGCUGGCCGAGAGGGGUUCCCGUUUCAAACGUGCUUGGCGACCGGAACCGCGAGAAAAACGAGCUGGAGCCGUACGAGGCGAGAAAGCUUUCGAGCCUGGAAGCCGAAGUCCGGCGGAAGUCCGGCGGCACGGAGAAGAAGCCGUCGCCGGUGACCAUGAGAGGAGCAGCGAAACGCAAGGUGGUGACUUCCGGGAGGCUGACCGGAGGAGUCAAAGAGCAGCCGCCCAGGAGACAAGUGACUCCGAAUCCAGGGCCACCAGCCCACCCCGAGCCGGCCUACUCUCUGUACUCCACAGACUCAGAGGACCAGGUCGCCACUCUCCACGAGGGCCUGGACCGCUGUGCUGCCUUGCUCGGUGGCAUCCUUCGGGCUGACAAGGCAGCCUCGCCACGCCUCCUUAAAGCAGUGACAGGUGGAGCGGCCAAAUCGAGACCACCCCCCUCGCUGGGGAAGAAGACCAUCAAGAAACCACCGAGAAAGACAGCUCCAGUCCAGAGGAAUUCUCAGUCAGGCCAGCGUGGAGCAGGAUGCACGACUCCGAGAGCGACACACCAGUUCACCGCUCCAGCUGCACACGCAGGGGUGACGCUGCAUCCGCCUCAGAGGCAUCCUGCCGCCCCGCUGCGGGCUCAUUUGCCCCCGCCCCUGACCUCCAUCCUCCCUUCUGAACCCCAGUCAUCUCCUCGGCCGCCUCUCCGUCAGACCGACGGCCUGUCUGCCUCUGAAGGGCCACACACUCACUGCAAAGCAGCGCGGGACAGAGAGGGGGAGGAGGAGGACUUUGUGCCCGUGAGAGACAUCGAUACCCAAAGCACUGCCGCAGACACACACACGGCUGUCACACGCAUAUACACCUGUACCGCCGACAUGUCAAACAUGCAUCUGGAGCCGGGGCAGGUCGCUGAAAUCCCUCAGGGGACACACAGCGGGGAAAACUGCAGCGCAGAGACAGAAGUGAAAGCGAAGACAGUCCAGUAUCUGCUGGGAGAACUCAAGGCUCUGAUUGCUGGACAAGGCAGUGUAGCAGAGAGACUGCUCAGUCAUCUGGAGCAGACAGUGUCCUCACCACUGAUGAAUGUCGGCAUUUCAAACAUCCAGACUGAGCGUGUUCCAGACCUGUCACCACUACACAACCAGAACAUUGAGCUCCGCAGGCACGUGAGGAUUCUGAAACAGCAGUUAAAGGAGAAAGAGGAAGCAGAGGAACAACAGAACAUGGAGACACUCCAUAACUCAGAAGUGAUGACUCUGCAGGAGGAGCUCACCGCCGCUCAGUCCCGACUGCAGGAGCUCCAGGAUGACCUCGCAGAGCUACGGAAAGCCCUUGAGGACACGCGGAGCCGGCUGAGAGGCAGAGAGGCAGAGAAUGCCGUUGUCGAGACAGACUUGGAAGCAGCCAGGAGCAAGUUGGUGGACAUGGAGCGAGAGAAGAGUGAGUUGGCCUCCCUCGCCCAGCAAAGACUGGAAGAGAUAGGAAACCUUAAGAGGAUCCUUCAGGACCGGGAUUCCUCAGAUUCUGCCGACGCUGCUGACGGCUCGGUGCCGGGCGCCCUGCGUCCAGCAGAGCCGCCCACUGAGCGCAUCACUCAGUACCUGAUGUCUCUCGGCCAGCGGGACCCCCCACGCGCUGAGCAUGAGUGCGUGGCUGCAGAGAGGGAAGGAAGCCCGCUAGAGAACCAGACCUCAGUCCACCUGAGGGACACGCCGUCACAUGCUGAUGUCGGAUCUCAGCAAGGCGACGCGCCCGCAGAGACUCCAGCCCCUCACCACAACUCUCAUUCCCAGCAGGCACGCUGUUCAGGCGGAGUCCAGUCGUGCGGGCCGCGGCCGCUGAACUCCACGCUGUCCCAGUGUGACGCGGAGUCUGUGUGGUCUGAUUGGAGCAUGAGGUCAGGGUCGACCUUUGACACCAGAGACGAGGCAGCGUUCAGAGACGGCCUGGCAGCACUGGACGCCAGCAUAGCCAGUCUGCAGAAGACUAUUCAGCUGGAUUUGAGGGGCAUGAAUGUGCAGCUGCCAGUCUCCUCUUCUACCAGAUCCCAAAGGUGUUCUACUGGGUUCAGAUCUGGUGACUGGGGAGGCCACUGAAGUUCAGAGCUCAUUGUCAUGUUCAGGAAACCAGCUUGAGACGACUUUUGCUUUGUGACAUGGUGCAUUAUCCUGCUGGAAGCAGCCACUAGAAGAUGGUAAACUGUGGCCAUAAAGGGAUUCACAUGGUCAGCAACAUACUUAGACAGGGUGUGGCAUUCGAACCAUGAUAUAUUGGUAUUAGGGGCCAAGAAAACAUUCCCCACACCAUUACACCGCCACCAUCAGCCUGGACUGUUGACACA